Tetranychus urticae (two-spotted spider mite) is the source of this 1724-nucleotide messenger RNA. RefSeq lists its product as uncharacterized. Gene Ontology annotation, molecular function: ATP binding; serine-tRNA ligase activity. The record is from RefSeq and is a predicted model, not a curated record. NCBI's taxonomy places the organism in Eukaryota, Metazoa, Arthropoda, Arachnida, Trombidiformes, Tetranychidae. Gene Ontology annotation, biological process: seryl-tRNA aminoacylation.
GGCUAGUUGCUAAGCUGGUCCAAUCACAUGUUGAACAGGUUUGUCAACAAACCCUGGUAACCGCUUAUUUAAUUUUUAUUUUUUAUUGAUUGUUUAUGUUUUUGAUUGAAAUCUAAGAUCAAUCUUCGGUGAAAAUACGAAAUUUAUCCCUUCGAAUAAAUUCAAACCAUAUUUUGACAUAUUACUGAAUCAAGUGAAAUAAAUCAUGGAUCAUUAGGAAGUGAUUGUGAAGUUCAUGUGAUUUGUUGGUUACAUCUAAGAGGGACUUUUACGAGAAAAAAAACAGCCAGGAAUAUUUCAUUAAUCUUAGCUUAAGGCUAUGGCUUUAUUCCGGAGCUCAAACUAUGUAAAAGGUUACAUAUUUCCAGUCCGACCAAUUGUGGCCAUUGACUAUUAUCUUGACGAUACUGUUUUGGAGAGGAUUCGCAAAAGUAUAUCAAUUAGAUCAUCACCAGAAGAAGCUAAAAAUAAAAUUGAAACGCUUAAAAACUGUAAGCCAUUGAUAAAAAAGAUCUUAGAGUUACGCCCGUUGAAAGAAAAUCUGGUCACAACAAUGGGUGCUAUUGAAGAUAACAUUGGAGAUGUCAAUACCUAUUUCACUCAUGUACGUCCUGAUCAAUCCCACUUAUCUAAAGAUUUAGAGGAGCUCGAAAAGGAGUUAGGCUCAUUAGAAGACCAAGUGAUACCUAUCCUCUCUAAAUUACCCAAUGAAAUUGACGAGGAUGUCUUAAAUGAGCCAAGUGGAGAUAUUUUCAUAGUUGUAGAUGAAGUGAAGAAAUCUCGUCCCUCAUUUAAAUUGAUAGAUGCUGUUAAAUUAUCUUAUCUUAACUUUGGUCAGCAUACAAGUAUCAUUGGUCCUGCAUCAAGAUUUAUUACAGCUGAUGGUGCUAAACUCUAUAUUGCCUUAAUCCGUUAUUUCUCCGAAUCGCUGUUGAAUGCAGAUUAUAUUCCUUUUGUUGGUCUUGAUUUUGUAAAAUCAGCAAUCGUUGAAGCCGUUGAUCUUGAGCGUAGUGACCAAAUUUAUACCGACCCUUUAUUGGUUGCUCAAGGAGAUGAUUCAGAAUCUUUAAAUAAUUUUAUUCAUCUGGCUGGAGAAUCAUCAUUUGAAGCUAUCGCCAGUAUGUUGAACAGACGAGAAAUCAAUCCUGAUUCUUUACCUAUCCGAUUUUCAUCCAUUGGCUCAAAUUAUACAUCAACAUUAAGUCAACAUCAUACAAUUAAUUGUGUCAUUUUAACACCAAAUGAUCUGGAUCAAUCAGUUCAAGAGACACAAUCUGUCAUAUCUUUCUUUUGGAAUCUAUACAAAAAUCUUUCUAUACCUUGUAGAUUAAUCAAAUGCUCUGGCAAAAUGUUAAAAGCUAAUGAGUCUAGUCGUUACGAGAUCCAAGUUUGGAUACCAACAUCAUCAACCUGGAAGACAGCCGCUCAUGUUAGCAACCAUCGUGAUUAUACGACAAAGAGAUUAGGUCGAGAAGGUUAUGCAAUUGUUAAAGGCACACUAGUUGAUUGUGACACUGUAGUGACCUCUUUGAUGGAAAAUAAUCAGAAAGAAGAUGGGACAUUUGAAAUUCCUGAAUUACUUCAAGAACAAUUGGUUCCCAAGUUUAUGUGAAACAAUAAAAGAUGUUUGUAGAUUGGUUACUUUAUAAAUGUUUUCACUAUUGAAUAGUUAAUAUUGAUCAUUUUUACGAAUAAAUUCAAGUAUUAUGUCUAACUAAAUUGAA